This is a messenger RNA of Volvox carteri f. nagariensis, 759 nucleotides long. RefSeq lists its product as uncharacterized. The record is from RefSeq and is a predicted model, not a curated record. NCBI's taxonomy places the organism in Eukaryota, Viridiplantae, Chlorophyta, Chlorophyceae, Chlamydomonadales, Volvocaceae. The coding region runs from base 1 to 759 and encodes 252 amino acids. The transcript has 2 exons.
AUGGCUUUUGCUAUGGGAGGGGGUCACCGACCCGCUGAAGAGGAGCAGCAGCUUCACCAGCUGCUGCUCGCACACCCGCAGGAGGAGGGCCAGCCGCUGCCGCAGCCGCAGCCGCAGCCACAGGGGGAGGUGGAGGAGGAGGAGCCGCCGCCGUGGGAGGACGAUCCACAGCCAUGGGAGGAGGAUCACCAUCAUCAGCCGUGGGAGGAUCGUCAGCAUCAACGGUGGGAGGAGGAUCUUCUUGAUCAGGAAUGGGAGGAGGAUCAUCACCAGCACAACCACCGCCGCCGCAACCAUCAGCGUCUUCAUCACCGACGUGGCAACGGCAGGCCGCUGGGCCCAAACGAUAACCGCGAUGGCGGUAACGACGUUGACGGCGACAACAAUGACGGCGACGGAGCCGUCCACGACGACGAAGCCGUCGACAGCAACAUAGCCAUCAACGAUGACGGAGCUAUCGACCGCGAUGGAGCCAUUGAAGACAAUGGAGCCUUCGACAGCGACGGAGCUAUCGACAACGACGGAGCUAUUGACAACGACGGAGCCAUCAACGAUGACGGAGCUAUCAACAGCGACGGAGCCGUUGACGAGGCCAGUGACGCCGGUGAUCCCCUUGACGACGUUGACGAUGGUGAUAAUGGCGGGGACGAUAGCGAUGAUGACGACGAUGCUGGCAGCGAUGUGCUUGAUGGCAUGGAUACAAACAGCAGUGAUAGCAGCUUCGAUAGCGACGACGACAUUUGGCACCCCGACAACUAG